This is a messenger RNA of Chinchilla lanigera (long-tailed chinchilla), 3130 nucleotides long. RefSeq names its product von Willebrand factor C and EGF domains (gene Vwce). NCBI's taxonomy places the organism in Eukaryota, Metazoa, Chordata, Mammalia, Rodentia, Chinchillidae. Gene Ontology annotation, biological process: cellular response to virus. The transcript is spliced from 20 exons. The record is from RefSeq and is a predicted model, not a curated record. Gene Ontology annotation, cellular component: cytoplasm. Bases 168 to 2864 code for a protein of 898 amino acids. Gene Ontology annotation, molecular function: protein binding; calcium ion binding.
CCCCGCCCCGGGGUCCCCGAUCUUUGCCCCCUUCCGCCCGCCGGCCUGCGCCUCCCCAGCGCCAGCGGCGCGCUGCGCGGCCUUUUGUGUCGGGCGCGGGACGCAGCGCGGCGCGGGAGGAGGGUCAGCGGAGCGACGGCUGUGCGCCUGCAACCCCCGCCCCGGCCAUGCGGGCUGGGCUGCUGGUCGGGGCCGCCUGCGCCGCGCUCCUGCUCCUGCCGCCCGCGGUGCCUGGCAGAGGCCCCUCCGGGAGGACGCAGCCCGGGCCCUUUGCCGCCGAGAGGCGCCGCCGGGGCCCCCAUGUCUGCCUCUCAGGCUUCGGGAGUGGCUGCUGUCCAGGCUGGGUGCCCUCCAUGGGCAGCGGGCACUGCACCCUGCCCCUCUGCUCCUUCGGCUGUGGGAGCGGUGUCUGCAUCGCACCCAAUGUCUGCUCCUGCACGGAUGGGGAGCAAGGGGCCACCUGCCCAGACGCCCACGGACCCUGCGGGGAGUACGGCUGCGACUUGACCUGCAACCACGGCGGAUGUCAGGAGGUGGCCCGAGUGUGCCCCGUGGGCUUCUCCAUGACAGAGACCACCGUGGGUGUCCGGUGCACAGACAUUGAUGAGUGUCUGAGCUCCUCCUGUGAGGGCCGCUGUGUGAACACGGAAGGCGGGUUUGUGUGCGAGUGCGGGCCGGGCAUGCAGCUGUCCGCUGACCGCCACAGCUGCCAAGACACGAACGAGUGCCUGGGCACACCCUGCCAGCAGAGAUGCAGGAACAGCGUGGGCAGCUACAAGUGCUCCUGUCGCGCCGGCUUCUACCUCCACGGCAACCGGCACUCCUGCGUGGACGUGAACGAGUGUCGGAGGCCGCAGGAGAGGCGAGUCUGUGACCACUCCUGCCAGAACACGGUGGGCAGCUUCCUGUGCACCUGCAGACCCGGCUUCAGGCUGCGGGCGGACCGCACGUCCUGCGAAGCUCUGCCCCGGGCGCUGCUGGCGCCCUCUGCCAUCCUACAGCCCAGGCCCCCCGCGAUGGCCCUGCUGCUUCCUGACGUUGGCCAGCCGGGCCUGUCCCCAGGCUACAGCCCCGGUCCUGGGGCCCCAGGCCCGGUUGCUGGGGUCUGGACCACACGCCCUCCAGAACUUGCAUGGCUGUCGUCUACCCUGAUGGCCACCCCUGUGCCUGGUGCCUCGCUGCUAGGAACCCUUGGACCCCCCUCCCUCCUCCAGGAGGAGGCACUCGGCACCCCUUCUUCCCCCCGCGGCCCUGAGGACCAGAGCCCGGCACCGGGACUUCUUCCCUGCUGGCACCUGGGAGCCAUGCACGCAUCAGGGAGCCGCUGGGCUGUGCCCGGGUGCACGCAGUGCUGGUGCGAGGACGGGGAGGUGACCUGUGGGAAGGUGAGGUGUGAGGCCACGUGUUCCCACCCGGUACCCCCGCAGGAUGGGGGGUGCUGCCCGUCCUGCACAGGCUGCUUCCACAGCGGCGCUGUCCGGGCGCACGGGGAUGUGUUUUCACCUCCCGGUGAGAACUGCACCGUCUGCGUCUGCCUGGCCGGGAACGUGUCCUGCAUCUCGCCCGAGUGUCCUCCCGGCUCCUGCGAGGCGGCCCCGCAGCCGGACUGCUGUGCCUGCGUCCCGGUGCGGUGCCACUUCCAUGGCCACUGGUAUGCCGAGGGGGCUGUGUUCAGCCGUGCCGGUGAUGACUGCACUACCUGCACCUGCCAGAACGGGGAGGUGACCUGCUCCUUUACACCGUGUCCCGAGCUGGACUGUCCCCGAGAGGAGUGGCGGCUGGGCCCUGGCCAGUGCUGCUUCACCUGUCUGGAGCCCACGCCCCGCUCAGGCUGCUCCCUGGAUGACAACGGGGCCGAGUUUCCGGUGGGACAGAUCUGGUCGCCCGGCGACCCCUGUGAGUUAUGCAUCUGCCAGGCGGACGGCUCAGUGAGCUGCAGGAGGACAGACUGCGUGGACUUCUGUCCCCACCCCAUCCGGAUCCCUGGGCAGUGCUGCCCCGACUGCUCGGCAGGCUGCACCUACAUGGGCCGCGUCUUCUACAACAACGAGACCUUCCCUUCGGCACUCGACCCCUGCCUCAGCUGCAUCUGCCUGCUGGGCUCGGUGGCCUGCUCGCCGGUGGACUGCCCCAUCGCCUGCACCUACCCCUUCCACCCCGACGGGGAGUGCUGCCCUGUGUGCCGUGACUGCAACUACGAGGGCAGGAAGGUGGCCAAUGGCCAGGUGUUCGUGCUGGACAACGAGCCCUGCACGCGCUGCACGUGCCAGCUGGGAGAGGUGAGCUGUGAGAGGGUCUCCUGCCCACUGGCCUGCGCUGGCCCUGCCCCGCCUGUCCCCGCUGGGGACUGCUGCGCCUCCUGCUCAGGCUCCCUGCGCCCACUGGACGAGAAGCCAGGGCCGACCACUCCAGGAGCUGCCCGCAGCCCCCGAGGAGACGCCAAGGCCCCCUGCAGCUCCUGCCCCGGGAUCCCCCUGGCACCCCCUCCACAGCCCGCGCUCCAGCUGCACCAGCUGCUCUCAGGGUCCAAGAUGCCUCGCCUGCUCUCUGAGCCCACAGGCCGGCCCCGAGCCUGGGCCUCGCCCUACUGGAAACCGGGGGGCCCCGUUCCAGGGGGACCUGGCUCCCCCAGGGCAUCCUCCUCUCUACCUCCCGCCUCUCCAGGGAGCCCCCUGUCUACCUCAGGGGCCCCGCUCCUGACCAAGGCUUCGCCGUCCUCGGUGCCCUGCCUUGGCCCCGCCACCAAGACUCCCGCCACCCCACUCCAAUCUCGUGGGUUCUCUGUGGCCUUCAAGGCCACCACCCACCCUGGCCCCCAGCAGCCCUUCAUGGGGACCCCCGGGAAGGAAGAGCGCCAGCUCUGAGGGGACCCUGGCCUGGGGGAUUAUGGACGGAGGCCACCGAGGGGGCAGAGGCGAGAUCGAGGCGCGCCGGCAGGGCAGAUGCAGUGGGCUGGUGUGGCCUUGUGCCCAGGUGCCUUGUGAGAGGGAGGGGCCAGUGCUGCCAGGCAGGUCCUCCCAGGCCCCUCGACAGCCCCGCCUGGCUCCUGAGGAGGGCGGGGCUGCUGAGCCCUGCGGGGGCGGCCACCUGUCCCCACCUUGUCCCCAAUUAAACGGUCUGUUUCCCUGGC